Paramuricea clavata is the source of this 9188-nucleotide messenger RNA. The record is from the annotation of a GenBank genome assembly. NCBI's taxonomy places the organism in Eukaryota, Metazoa, Cnidaria, Anthozoa, Malacalcyonacea, Plexauridae.
GUGAUUAAUAAACAAUAAAAUAUUUUCGCGUUGUUUUAUGCGUGUGAAAAUUAAGUGAAAUAUGGAGCUAGACGAAGGAGAGACCAAAUUAUCGACAAGUCAUUCGUCAGAGGGUGAGACGUUUUCGCAAGAAGAAGCACUUUCGAUUUCCUCGGAGGAGGAAGACGCUUUAAAAGGGCACAAGAGAUCAGAAGGGACAAAGCAUGAUGAGAAGUUGACAUUGCCAAAAGAUGAACUAGACGGAGAUUCCUCGCUGUACUCAAUCAGUGAUCUCGAGGAAGACAAUAAUUCUGAUAUCAGCUUUACUGACGUGCCAUCUCUCAUCACCAUGGACGAAGAACCGAACGCUAAGACGAAUGUUUCAAUAUCACAGUUAGUUUCACAAACUAGCCCGGAGCAUUCCAAUGUGGUAAGUCAAAUUCCUAAAUCACCAUCAACACAAUGGCAAUGGUAUUCAAGAAGUUGGUUGAAGGACCUAACUUCGAGACAAAGACCCAUUCGAAACGCUAGAAACUUCGAUAAUGUACAACGGAGUUACAUUUAACCAGUUCCUUUAUCACUAUCGUUCAACGCUGCCUACACGAAAAUCCUUGACAAAAUUCUGAUAGUGUUAUAACUAUAUUAAUGAAAUUAAUAGUUUCAAGGAAAAUUUUUCAUAGCAGGAAAAAAUCUAUGGUAUCACAUGAAAAUUAGUCGGAUCUAAAGCCAAAGGGUCAAAUCAGUCUGACUUUUCAAAUUGUUUCAUAUUAUUGAUAGCGUUCGAAAUCGGCAAUCAUGCGUACAGAUAGCGUGCGUGGAUUAGUCAGAAUGGUCACGAACCAAUCGCGACUAGUCACGAUUUCUUAUAAACCUUUGUCCACAUUAAUUUUAGAUUAUAGUGAUUAUGUGUUCUGAUCUAAAUCUAUGAACAAGGUUUAUGUGCAAACAUUAAGUAUGUUUGGAAGCGAAAGCACUUAACGUCACUAUUUUAAUUAUAAUAGGUCAGUAAAUACAACAUUAUAAUGAAAAAGAAAUUAAUCAUUUUCUCACUCUCAUAACUGAGGGUUCACCAGCAUCUCUGCAAGUUGACCAAGCCAUGAGCAUGCACGCAAAACUGUACAAGUUUUUAUUACAGUUUUCAAUUUGUUCUUUACCAUGCAGUAUUUCAUGUUUUCAAUUUGUUCUUUAAAUGUAGUAUUUUACUGCUUUGUCAGGACCCAUGUUGUUUUUAACAAAUUCAGCUUCUCACGACCAGGUAUACUCCGCCUUUCUCAUUUAGGGGUGGAAGGAUAUUGUCCGUGAGAUGUGAAAUUUUUGAAAAGGGAAAAACUAAAUAUCAGUUUCAUUCAAUUCUUAGGUAAUUUAUCCAGCCCGAUCGGUUUCAAGCGAGAGUUCAAGUGAAAACGAGGCACCCAUCGAAGCCUGCUUUAUAGAGGAAUCCUUGCAUGAUGAGGAAAUGCACGAAAGCGACGAACAGGACACGGCAGACGUGGUGAGCGAUGAGGAGCAACAGACCCCAACAAUGGAAGCAAUGCCACAAGCAAGCUCGUCGAUUUCCAACAAGACACCCGAAGAUAGAGAGUCUCCUGCUGAGCUCCAACUAUCAGAAGCAGUCAAUUGGAACAGCCAUGAUUCACAACAUGUAAAUGGGAAACACGAUCCCUUUACAAACAACCACGAAAUUCCUGUUCAAGCUGCAAUGAAUACCGAAUUCGCUGAGACACGAACAUUUUCGGAAAGUCACGACUCCGUUUUAGACAACUCGACAGAUGGCGAAGAAUCGAGCCAUAAGGAAGUGAAUAUUGAUUAUCGAAGAAGCUUGACUCGUAAAGGUUCGAGCAACAGUGAUAUGUCGGCGACAUCGUCUGUAGAUCGUGACUCAAUACCAGGUUCUUAUGAUUCAGGUUUACCAUCACGCGAUACGAUACCAUUAUCCAAGUAUCUGGUAGUGGCUGCGAUUGAUUUUGGUACAACCUACAGUGGGUACGCCUUCGCUUUUACCCGCGAUCCAGAGAGUAUUCACAUGAUGAGACGAUGGGAAGGGGGUGACCCUGGAGUGAGCAACACCAAGACACCCACAACACUGCUACUCACACCAGAUAAACGCUUUCAUUCGUUUGGUUUCGGUGCAAGAGAUUUUUACCACGAUCUCGAGCCAUCUGAAGCCAAGAAGUACAUGUAUUUCGAGAAGUUUAAGAUGAAAUUGUAUAGUGAUGAGGUGAGAGCAUGAUUAUCAUAUAAUAUAUGAUCAUACACAAAGUAUGACAUACAGUUCAAAAGGGUGUUAACAAUAAACAGAUAUAGAGCUAGUAGUAGGGCUAGUAGAGAAGGUUUUUAAUAGUUAACCUAACUUUACACUGGGAGUGAUUUGUUGGGAUCUCGGCGAUUAAGUUUAUAGGUUUGAAAUAUAGGAUUAUAUUUGGGAUGAGUUUCUGGAUCAAGGGUAGGAUUAGGACAAGGUUUGUAUUAAGGGUUAGAGUCAGUAAAGAUUUGAAAUGAGAUUUAGAGGAUUAAAAUCACGUUCCAGGUAGUUUUGGUCUUGUAAAUGAAACUGAAAGUUACAUCUGGGACCGAGAAUUCUGUUCCCAAGAAGCAAAUAAUCAAGAUUUGUAAAGUGUAAUUGUUUUGAACGUUUUAAAACUGUUUUCCUUUGUGUUUCCUGCGAUUUACUGAGGACGUGUUUCCAGACAAAGAAUGCUUUACAUAUUGUGACAUCCUGAAGUCAAAAGAAAUCACCGAGUCAUGAAAUUCCGAUCAUUGAUUUCCAACUGUUGGGAAAGAGCUUCGUCAUUUCAAACGCGGCAACGUUUUAUAAUCUCUAAUAAUAUUUCAAUCAAUCAAGCUUUAUUAAAAUUAAAAGAAAGUGUCCUUUCAUUAAAUAUCUUGAACUGUCUUUGCCAGUGUAGGUAGUGCCAAUCAAAUGAACAAGCUUUCGUUGGUAGGAUGCAACUACCUGAAAAAUAUAGUGUAUACUGUGUAUAUAGUGUAUACACUGUAAAAACUGAUUGGUUAAAAUGACCAAUUUUUUAGGUUGCAACCAUUGGCAAUUGGUCAUUUUGACCAAUUGUUUAAUUAGUUAGUCGCAUUUGACCAAUUAAAUUUGGUUCCUUUGACUAUUACAAAUUGGUCGAAAAAAUUGGUCAUCUUUCGACCAAUUUAUAUAAGUUAUUAUAACUGUCUGUACCGUUACCAGUGUGGGUAGUACCAAUGUGAAAUUGCUGUGCUGAGUGGUUAUAUUACUACCUGAAAAAAAAAACACCAGAAACUGAACGUUUUGAGCAAAGACCCUUCGCUCGAAAUGUUGACUUUCUGCUUGUUUUUUUUCAGGUAGUAAUAUAACCACUCAACACAGCAAUUGUAAUUGUAUUCCUUUGCAAUUGCUCUCACAUAGUUCUAAGGUACCGGUAGCUCUAGUUUAUUUAAUUGUCUUAUUAUAUUGUAUUGAUAUAUUUUUUAUUAAAUUCCAUGUUUACAUGUUCAGUGAUGUAAGACUCACAAUUUUUCUUCAUUUUAAUGCAGUGUAUAGGUUGUGACAUUAAAUUGGUCGAAAUGACAAAAAAAUCAGUUUUUACAGUGUAUAUAUACACAAUAUACGCAUAUUAUCAGUAUAUAGUCAAAAGUGUAUAUAGUGUAUAUAGUGAGUGCAUGUUUGAGUGAAGGCCCUGAAAUACUACAGACAGUUUUAGUAUUUCAUAAAAAAAGCCUUUCCAAGGUCAAGGAGCCAUGUCAGAAAAUUCAUUAACAAUUUUAAUUUUUUCUUAUCUAUCAAAACCCUUCCACAUAUAACAUUUUAAAGUCACACUGUACUAGUCCAAGUCCAAAUCUUAAUCCUUGAAUCCUUAUCUAUGAGUAUUGUUAAAUUUCUAAUUUUCAAAGUUCUUCUUGACCUUACAGUGUAGUUGACUUAUGUGACUUUUAUAAUCCGUAAAGCCCCAGUCUUGCAUAAGGUGCCAAUCUCGUACCCUGAUGGGUCUGGGUAGGAGAUUUUCAAGAUCCAGGCUUCGGAUCGAAAGCUUUGCCAAAAAGCGUGGAAUUUUCCAUAAAAAAGAACGAUUUUUUUUUCUUUGCAGUGUCUAAGCGAGGAAACAGAAAUCAAAGCAGCCAAUGGUAAAUCUAUGAAAGCCAUCGAUGUAUUUAGUUAUUCACUGCGGUUCUUUAAGGAACAUGUUGUAGAAGAAUUAUCUGAUCAAAUGUCCACAAAGUUGGUUGAUAAUGAUAUUUGUUGGGUGAUUACAGUCCCUGCUAUUUGGAAAGCCGGAGCUAAACAGUUUAUGAGAAAGGCUGCUUAUGAUGUAAGUUUGAAAGUGUAUCUGUCCAAUAAUGUAAACUAUAAACUAUCUUUACACUGGAUAGCUCUAUCAGUUCUAAACUGUUCUCCUUAGAGGUCCAGAAACAUCUCUUGUCACUUAUAUUAAACCCACUGUUACUGCAGAGUACAGAAGAAAAUCCAAACUAAACUAACUUAAUUAUACUGGAUAGCUGUAUCAGCUCUAACUGUUUUCCCUCGAGGUCCAUUGCGCCUAGGCAGCUCAUUCUUAGCGUGGUCAAAUUGAAACUUUAAUUUCAACCUCUUACUGAUGGAGCUCAAAGUUUUAACUAGGCAAUGAUCGACUGCACAACGAUUGAUGGAAAAGACUGUAUUUUCCAGACAACACACCCCUUUUAUUAUACAUUGUAUAGGCUGGUCUUACCGACUACGAGAAUCCGGAACGGGUGAUCAUCGCUUUAGAACCGGAAGCUGCGUCGAUAUUCUGCCGGAAGUUACGUAUGCGAGACUGUGUGCUUGACGAAGUGAAGAGGAAAUCCGUGGUUGGCGCGAUGAUGGACUGGCAGAUUGGGAGCGAGUUUGAAGGUAGCAACACUUGAAUAUCGAAAUGUGCGCAAAAAUUUAGAUUGACCUGUUAAGGGAGGGAUAGUGGAAUUUGUUUGAAGUAAGCUGAAGAAUUAUAUUUGCCAUCCGGACUUCAUUCAGCGCAACGAUGAUCUGGCGUAAAGUUUGCUCCAGUUGUUGUUCUUUCUUGCAGGCAAAACAAAAUACAUGGUUGUAGAUUGUGGAGGAGGCACAGUAGAUCUGACAGUUCAUGAACUAGAUAAUGAUACAGGAGUGUUGAAAGAACUUCAUAAAGGAACUGGUGGACCUUGUGGUGCAACUGGUAAGGAAUUAUUAUACAGCAUCGUCAGUAUGUAUAGAUGGAUUUAGUUUAAAACUGAUCGAGUAAGCAUACUGGUAGGUUAGGUUUCUCCCUGUAGUAAGUAAGACUGGACGUGGCCCCUCCAGCAUAAGUUAGUUGAUUCAACCAACGGUAAAGACAGGUACGUUCGGCACAGAAGUCAAUGGGAUCUCUUGUUAAUCCAGGGCAUCUCUUGUUAAUCCAGGAAUCUAACCAAUUUAUUUAUACUCAACCCAACCUCCUACCCAGGGCUUCUGCGGCUCUUAGAAGGCGCAGAAGUCCUGGGUACGAGGUUGUACUCAACCUAGACAAGGCCCUUUACUCGGUUGCUUUGACAGGUUUGCAAGUUUCAUUUCGCAUGUGAUGUCAUAUAUACCGAAUUCUAGCCUAAAAUUGACCAAACCUACCAAAACCAGCCUAGUGAAGGGCCUAAGUCUAGGCUGAUUUAUACUAUUUGGCUAACUGCUCACCAAACAGGCCCAGCCAGGACUAUUUCUUAUAUCUCUUAUGGGUCCAAUGUUACCACAAAAAGAAACUUGACUAACUGUAUUUUGAAGGAUAACCCUAUCAAGGGCUGUCCAUUUUUGCUCCAGUGUCUGUAGUUAGCUUUGAGGUCAGUUGGUACACCUUAAUGACCAUAUAACUGAACUUAUUUAUAGGUGUAGAUGCUCAAUUCGAGAUCUUACUAAAGAAGAUAUUCGGAAAAGAUUUUAUCGAUCAAUUCAAGACGAAACGGCCUGCUGGCUGGGUGGAUGUCAUGAUUGCGUUUGAAGCAAAGAAACGCAACAGCAGUCCGAAUAAAAACAACUGGCUGAACCUCGCGUUGCCGUUCUCAUUCAUCGACUACUACAAGAAACAUCACAAAACAUCGAGCAUUGAAUCUGCCGUGAAGAAAUAUGGCGACCCAAACCUCAAGUGGUCGUCUCAGGGAAUGUUACGCUUGGCACCACAAGUCAUGAACGAACUGUUUAAUCCUGUUCUGCAAAACAUUGUGAAACACGUUCGAGACUUACUAAACAGUCCCAAUGUAAACGAGGUGAAGUUUCUAUUCCUUGUCGGUGGCUUUGCAGAAUCUCCGUUACUUCAACAUGCUAUCCGUGAUGCAUUCUCCUCGAAACUGCGCGUCAUAAUACCGAACGAUGUCGGACUCACCAUUCUCAAAGGCGCGGUGUUAUUUGGCCUGGACCCGACUGUGAUUCGAGUCCGACGUUCGACGCUGACCUAUGGUGUCGGCGUGCUCAACAAGUAUAUUCCGAGUAAACAUCCCCGGGAAAAAAUCGUGCGUAAAAACGGAGUGAUGUGGUGUACGGAUAUAUUUGAUAAGUUUGUGACAGCGGACCAGCCUAUCACCCUGGGGGAUAGGGUUACACGGAGUUAUGCCCCAGCUAAGAAAGGUUUGAACUAUACUACCCUCAGUUUGUACUGUACAGAAGAAAAAGAGGUCGAGUAUAUCACUGACUUGAAUGUUCGAAAAUGUGGAGAACUCAGGAUUGAGUUGCCGGAAUUAGAUGCUGCUGAUCAAACAAAACCACGUGAACUGCAGGCGACUAUGACUUUUUGGGAUACGGAAAUUAAGGUCAGCGGCAUGGACGUACGUACGGGAAAAGAAGCGCGCGCACGAAUAGAUUUCCUAAGUAACUGAUGCAUAAGGUGAUGAAGGUCUUAAUGGGUUAAUCGACUACCCAUAUUUGCCUCUAUUUUUGCCUGGCAACAGAUAAAUAUCUAACUGACAACUGCCAAACGAUGAAACAGCAACUUAGAACGGACAUCCUACAAAAUAUAUAAUACUGGUAGCUGACAAUCACCAUGACAAUCACCAUGAUAAGACCUUCAUACCUCAUAUAUUUAUUUAGUGUGAGUAAACAGAAAUUCCACUACUCAGAAAGUUUUCUCCGGUUCUAGGUUCUUUUUCGAUCCAUCUGGCAUAGUUUAAAAAACAAACAAUUUAGUACUUUCAUUUUCUAAAGCUCUUUGGAAACAAAGUAUGUUAUAAAGGAGUGCAGUGCAGUUUUAGUUGUUCAAAAUAAUUCAUAAUUUCUAAGAAAAUUAAAGUACAGAACGGGAGAAAAUGAUCAGGGAGACAGUUCAUGCGCAUCUUGGAGUGUUGAACAGGAACAUAUAUUGUAAAUAAAAUUAAUUGAUGCCACAUGGCAUCCUACAUACUGUAUGUAAAAGAUAUCUGCUCAAAUUUAUAGAAACAGUGAGUACACAUACCCUAUUUUACUUUUACGGUUAGUUAGUGUAAAAUAGUUAGUGUGAAAAUACAUUCAAUGAAAUUACCCUCCUGCCAUUACAGUAUAAAAACAAAACGUAAUUAUAUAAUAACGUUAUAAUGUUAAGAAUUCAAGCGCUUUCAUUGGUCGAGAGCCAUGAUCUAUUAGAGGACAGACGCACAGAAUUACGUCACACAAAACCUUAUCCAAUAGCAUUCCCUUAUUUGUAUAGAUCAUGUACGCAUGAUAUUUGUAAAAUUCGACUUUUUCAAAAUUUUCAAAUGUUUGGGUGGAUACAAAGUAAGCUAUUUACGUAAUUUACCUGUUUAAUUCGGGUUUUUUUCUUUUUAUUACAUGAAACAAAUAGAUAAGAUUUUGCCGUUGUCUGUUCAGUUAAUAUAGAUACACAGUAUGACGUCAUAAUGUGGGAAAAAUAAAAAAGUGACCCACUCGCCUCGGCGGCUUGUGAGCCACUUUCUUGUUCUUCCCACAUCAUGACAUCAUACUGUGUAUCUACAACUGAACAGAGAGCAGCAAAAUCUUACCUAUUUCAGGGUUUUUUUCAGGGAUUUUUUAGGGCCCAAAAAACUCAAUCUUGAAUUGAGUUUUGAAACUCAAUCUUCUCACCAAAGUUUCAGUGCAGUAAAAAUGAAGUUGUUUGAGUUAAAUUUCGUGACGUGUGGAAAUUAGUUUUCAGUUGGAAGCCUGACAAUUAAGACAAAAUGGCUGGAAUUCAUCUUACAACACAAGAAAAACCAUGCAUUCGCCAUCUUUAACCACUCAGUUUAUAGUGUCCCUUAGUGCCCCUGCUUUAACACAUUCCGUCUCAACUACAUUUAUUGAGUAUGUACAGGUGUCAGCCCCCCCGGUAGAGGGGGGUGCAGCCACCCCAGCUGUUCAGCUAAACUCAAUCUUCUCUGCAAAAACGGACCCAAGAGAAAAUCCUGAAAAAAACCCUGUAUUUGUUAAGUAGACCAGAUCCAUAAUGUAUACUUGUUAUAGGCAAACUUUGCAAUCAUAUACCCAUUAAUCAUUGUACUGGUGAUCAGGAAGUCUGCCUAAAGGCAUAUACAAUACACUAGUUGUCUAUACUGAGGAUUUGAAAUAUUUUCUUUAUUGAACUGUCAGAGCUGAUGAAGACAGUCACUAACUCACUAUUAUCCAUUGUGUUAAAAUGGACCUCAUUGUUAAAUAUCCAGUGUAUACAGUAUGGAAUGAGUACAGUUAUUUACAGUUAUUAAUUUGCCUCAGAUCAUGACGCCCAACACAACCUGAGUAAGCUGAAACAAUGAUAAAUAACUGGUCAAUCACUAUCUUCAUCUAAUAUCUCCAGCUCUUUCAAGGAAAUCUGUUGAUUAACCCAUUAAGCUGUAAUGUACCCAAUGCACCUUACUUUAUUAUUUUACCCUAAUGCUAGAUGAUUUUACUCAUCAAGGGUAGAGUCUUGCACAUUAAUGGGUUAAUAUAAUAUAUUUAUAAAGUGCAGUACCUAACUGGAAAGUUUGGAAAUUGCGUGAGGGAGAUAUCCCCCGCGCGAUACAAACUUUCCACACUGGGUACAGUUUCUGUCAAAAUAGAAGUUUCAUCUUGAAAGUCAACAUUUGUCUUCAGUUGUUUGUUUCAAAUCUUGAGUUUCAAGUUUUGACGAGUACCUGGCAUUGAGAACUUCUGUACAAAUUUGUGUCUCAGUCAAAAUCAGGAAUGUCUUCAAACGAGUAGCCUCUGUAACCUUUCCAAGCAUAGUAAGCAAUCCUCACAUGAUAGAACCCAGGGAUAAACAUAAGUGAACCAAGAAUAAGCAUUGGAUAUGUUCUAUCACCAUACU